AUGCAAAUGGAGCUCUCCUUCUCUCUCGCCUAUCGACGGAAUAUUUUCCGAAGGCCAUCGCCUCAGUGUUUGACUCCGUUUCAGUCUGAUCCGCAUCAGCGUCAAUGGCUUCGAGAAUCUAUGUUCAUCUCUUUCGUACCUUCCUUCUUCAAUCUUCGUCUCAAAUCGUCUUAUUCUCCGUCAUCAUCUUCAUUUGUGUCUGAUCUCCGCCUCUAUCAUCUGAUUUCGAAGCUUCGACGACGUCCUCUGCUUCGCGGUUCCAAACGUGUCUCCGAUCUCACUUCGAUGAUGUCCUCUACUUCGCGGUUUCAAACGUGUCUCCGAUCUCACUUCGACGACAUCGGCGGUGAGAACUCAGUGACAAAGAGUGAGGAAGAUACACUCAAAGAUGAUAAUGAAGAUACAGAGUCUUGCAGAAGUUCAUUGAAGAUUGUUGAACCUUGA
Vicia faba (fava bean) is the source of this 444-nucleotide messenger RNA. Lineage: Eukaryota; Viridiplantae; Streptophyta; Magnoliopsida; Fabales; Fabaceae. The record is from the annotation of a GenBank genome assembly.